AUGGAAAAAAACAACCUUAUCGUGGAAUUUUCCACUGUGGCCACGACUCAGGCUAAGCACCUAGCAGUUCUGAGUGCCUCCAGUCACGGGCUGGGGCUGCCUCAGCCCUGCCAGAGGAUCCAUGGCUUCACCUGGGAGCAAAGCCCAAAUCCUCAGUGCAACCGAGCCGCUAUCACGUACCUGCGGAUGCACAGCUACUAUGUGAGUCAUCCCUUACCAACCACUCAGAAGAAAAGAGCCCCUAAGACCUUUAACCUCUGCGAUGACUGCAAAAAAGACGUUGAAAAGAUAAUGUCAAAUUACUCCCAAAACUGGCACAAGCAGGAAGAUAAUUACCAAAAAUUCAGAUCUCAGCUGAAGAGCAAGUGUAAUGGUUUUAACAAAGCCAUCUUGAGCCAGACAAAUACUCCAGUGGGAUUCAAGAUUGUUUAUGACUGGGAAAAGGCGACCCUCAAGGUGGAUCGAAAGCUUUUUAACACCUUUAUAAAGGAGCAUCCUUUCUCAAACAGAACAUGGGACACUUGUGCUGUUGUUGGGAAUGGAGGCAUCCUGGCCGACAGCGGCUGUGGACGGAUGAUUGAUUCAGCUCAGUUUGUAUUCAGGUGCAACCUUGCUCCUUUGGAAAAUGGUUAUGAGAAACAUCUGGGCACUAAGACUGACCUUGUGACGGCAAACCCAAGCAUCCUUAAACAGAGGUAUGCAUCUCUGAUGGAUCAUCGUCAUCCAUUUGUGGAGAGUCUGCGUAUUUAUGGCAACUCCUUGCUCCUCCUUCCUGCUUUCUCCUUUUUAGGCAGCACUCCUAUAUGUAUGCGGGCCAUUUACGCUGUUGAGGACCAUGGAAGCCCCAUGAGACCUGUCUAUCUUAAUCCUGAGUACUUCAUCAGUGUGAAAUCUUUCUGGCGCACACAGGGCCUAAAGUCAUAUCGGCCGAGCUCGGGUAUGGUGAUGGUCAGCCUGGCAUUUGAAGUCUGUGAAAAUGUUCAUGUUUAUGGGUUCUGGCCCUUCAGUAAUCACCCCUAUGGACUCUAUGACUUGAAACACCACUACUAUGAUGACAGGAAACCUGACCAGGGAAUACACGCCAUGCCGGCUGAGUUUGGACUCUUGAUGAAGCUGCACAAUCAAGGUGUUCUGAAACUUCACCUGGGAGACUGCUGA
Molecule: messenger RNA, 1158 nt
Organism: Cheilinus undulatus (humphead wrasse)
Lineage: Eukaryota; Metazoa; Chordata; Actinopteri; Labriformes; Labridae
Product: alpha-2,8-sialyltransferase 8E-like
Exons: 8
Coding region: 1-1158 (385 amino acids)
Biological process (GO): N-glycan processing; oligosaccharide metabolic process
Molecular function (GO): alpha-N-acetylneuraminate alpha-2,8-sialyltransferase activity
Source: RefSeq, a predicted model, not a curated record